AUGACCUCUCCGAAUUCCCGAAAGUCGGUGGAAAACAUAACUUCCCCGUCCUCGACCUCCUCGCUACCCCAGCUACCUUUUCUUCAAUCCGAUCCCGGUCGUUCUUUUUACCGGCCGAGACAUGAAUCCCGCCGCGGCUCGACGGCGAGUUCGAUUGCGAGCUCAGGAGCCGCUUCCAUUCUUACACUGCACAAUGGCUCGAUAGCAGAAUCCGGCCAGAAUGCUAUAUCGACUCUUCUCCAGCCGCCAAUCGUCAGGACUGGCUUGCUUCCUCAUACCUCUGCCCCGUCUAGCGGGUACAAACCACCGUCGACCAGAGAUAUCCCCCCCGUUACUUUGACAAAUAUCCCACAUGUGGAAUCAACAUCCUUUGAGGCCUAUAUUUCACAGAUCGGUUCUUUGUAUGACUCGCUACGCCGCGCCAAGGAAGCUGUGAAUAAGGGCGAGGGUCAAUUGUUCGGAAAGCAUGCGGAAACGUCGAAAGUGUCUGAGCUAGAUACCAUAUUAUCUCAGCAGUUGGAUAGGCGGCAGUCAGUCUCCAGUUCGCUGCUCAGCGCAUCAGGGGAUGUACCUGGAAGGAGGGGCUCGUCACUGAAUUACCGAAGUCGUGGGCCAUCCGCUACCCCUUUAUCGACUAUCCCAAGGGUAUACUUUGACGAAAAUUUUCAGCUCGAAAAUCCGCGGACGUUUGACAUUGUCUCCGAACGGUCCGAAGUCAUCAGCUCUCGCAAACCGUCAGAGUCGAUCGAUAAUCCAGUAGAAAUCCAGCCGACCAAGAGAAAAGCGCUAGCGACCAAUGCCAUACUACAGGAAAAAUUAUCGUGGUACCUAGAUACUGUCGAGAUUCAUCUCAUUUCUUCUAUAUCUACCGCUUCUACCUCGUUUUUCUCCGCCCUUGGCUCGCUGCGGGAGUUGCAUGCAGAAGCCGAAGCAUCUGUUAAGAAAAUUCAAAUCUUACGCAGCGAUUUGGCUAGAUUGGAUAAGGAUAUAGCAUUGGGAGGGCUUAAAGUCGUUAAACUACGUCGACGCCGAGAAAAUGUUUCCAAACUUGCCAAUGCAAUGAUUCAACUAAAAGAGGUAAUCGAUUCCGUUUCCCAAUGCGAGCAAAUGGUUGAGAAGGGCGACAUCGAGGACGCCAUUGAUGAACUUGACGACGUUGAGCGAUUGAUUGCAGGCGAAAAGACUAUAAAACCACGGGCAGAUGCGCUCAGCGACUCAUUUAUUGAUCUGCGAGGCAUUAAGGCUCUGCAAGGUGCAUCAGAUGAUCUAAUGCAACUCCGGUACCGGAUUGGAAUGGGCUAUGAGAGCCGCUUCUUGGAAGCCCUGCUGCAAGACCUUAGAGUACAUGUUGAGGCUGUAGCACCUGAGAUUACAUUGCUGCGCUUAGGCGACACAUUCCAGAGGUCUCGUAGGGCGCAUCGCCAGAUCCCCUCGACUCCAAAGUAUAUGCAUGUGGACCAUGAGUUGCGAGCGAGGCUACGUAGAGAUUUGGCUGGCCUGGGCCGUUCUCACCAUACCAUGCCUGCUGCAACCUCCUUUAAAAAUGUCAUUUUACGAGAAAUGAAAAGUAUAAUUCGACACCAGCUUCCGAGUUCGAGUGACGAUGACACGGAGUCGAUAAUGUCUGCAUCGACCCGCGGUGGGAGACAGCUCACCCAACAGGAAAAGUCAUCAAUACUCGCUCGUAAUUUACGAGCAUUAGAUCCAGAAGAUGCCCACUCCAUGCUCACAAAAAUUUAUACCGGCAUCAGCGAGUCAUUGAGACGUCUCAGCGUUCAAGUCAAAGUUCUUCUUGACAUCACGAGUGGACUUGAACAUUCUCCCAACCCAAAUGCAAUCCGAUCCCCGUCUAGAAGCCCUUCCGUACCCAAUUUUAACGACCCCGCUAGCCCUGGCGAAUUUGCCACAAUCGCAAAGGAUGAGAUCUUGCAAGUGUUGGACAUGUCUAGCCUCCUUGGACAGGCCGUCGACAUCGUUCAAUCGCAAAUGGUAAAGGUGCUCAAGGUGCGGCUUGAGCAGAUUGAAAACCUGACUUUGCCGCAAUUUUUAAGGUACUUUAGCCUUAACAGACUCUUCGCUGAUGAAUGUGAGGCGAUUUCAGGAAGAAGUGGUGCAGCCUUGAAGACAGUGGUGGACAACCAAAUCAAAGCCUACAUUGGCAGCUUUUCAGAGCGCCAUAAACAUCGGAUUGUCCAGGUUAUGGAUUCUGACAAGUGGGAUGCAAAAGAUUUUGGUGAUUCUGAAACAGUUUUGCUUAACAGAAUCCUCCAGGCAAGCACUGGAGAGGUGGAUGUAUGGCUUGCGACAUCAAGAAUAUGGGAAGAUGAAGCAAACGGCACAGAAACAGCGACGAAUGGAUCCCCGAUCAAUGGCAAUGACGUAUCCGUCACCAGCAAGGAUCGGCUCCGGAGCGCCAUUAUCGAUGAGCAAAAAUACAUUCUACCAGAGUCUGCAAUCUUAAUGGUAAAAAUAAUCGAAGAUUUCCAGCAUUUAAUGACAGGAAUACCGAGCAUAAUUCCAGAUAUCGCUUCACAUUUCUUGGAAUGCCUCAAACUAUUUAAUUCCCGCCUAUCGCAGCUAAUCCUUGGCGCUGGCGCCACGAAGAGUGCUGGCUUGAAGAAUAUUACAACAAAACAUCUUGCACUUGCGUCCCAAGCCUUGAGCCUUAUUAUGGCGCUCAUCCCGUAUGUCAGAGAAUUUAUCCGCAGGCAUUGCACAUCUCCUCUUAUGGCUGAGUUCGACAAAGUCAGAAGACUCUACCAAGAGCACCAGUCAGGUAUUCAUGAGAAGCUAGUCGACAUCAUGAGCUCUCGUGCAGCUGUACAUGCCAAUUCCAUGAAGAAGAUAGAUUGGGAAUCGCAGAGGGAUGUCAAUGCUAUCAGCCCAUAUAUGGAGACCCUUGCCAAGGAAACUGGGACGCUACAUCGAGUUCUAACCAAACAUCUACCGGACACGACUGUCAUGAUGAUCAUGGUUCCUGUUUUCGCGAACUAUCGAGAUCAAUGGACCAGGGCGUUUCAAUCAGUUACUUUGAAUUCUGAAACGGCUCGUCAAAGGAUGUUAUCCGAUGUCCAAUUCUUCAAAUCCAAAAUAGACAAGUUAGAUGGAUCCGCUGAUCUAGGAGAACAUCUUAUUGGAAUUGUCAAGUCCAAAACAAUUGUCAGCCCACCGGCAAGCAGUGCUUCUCCUCAGCCUGUGAAAGGCCCUUCUUCCCCGCCCCAAGAACUAGAAACAGGUGACCCAGAGGCCGGCAAAGAUCAUACCUAA
Messenger RNA from Coccidioides posadasii C735 delta SOWgp, 3267 nucleotides. RefSeq lists its product as uncharacterized. Gene Ontology annotation, cellular component: GARP complex. Gene Ontology annotation, biological process: retrograde transport, endosome to Golgi; Golgi to vacuole transport. The record is from RefSeq and is a predicted model, not a curated record. NCBI's taxonomy places the organism in Eukaryota, Fungi, Ascomycota, Eurotiomycetes, Onygenales, Onygenaceae. Gene Ontology annotation, molecular function: syntaxin binding.